Molecule: messenger RNA, 2186 nt
Organism: Solenopsis invicta (red fire ant)
Lineage: Eukaryota; Metazoa; Arthropoda; Insecta; Hymenoptera; Formicidae
Exons: 9
Coding region: 528-2114 (528 amino acids)
Molecular function (GO): oxidoreductase activity
Source: RefSeq, a predicted model, not a curated record
UUGACUUUAUAUAAAGGUGUUAUAAAAUAAUUUUAAAGUAUGGUAGCAACAUGUCUAGCCAAUCGGAACUAUUCUUUCAAAAAAUUCGAUCAAUAACAUGCCGCGCACCGGACUUCUUUACUUUUAAAUUGUGCUGUUUGUACUUUUGAUAAUUUCAAAGCUGACGAAGAAAGUAGAGAUUUAUUUCUUAACAAACGUUUUAUUUUACAAAUAAUGAAGAUCCGAAACAUAGUGGUAAAAGGAGCAUGUACGAAAAUUAUUUCUUUUUUUAGAGAAUACGGCCAUUUUGAUGCUGUGAAAGUUUACAUGAGAAUGUAAAUAAUACUUGAUUUGUUCUCACUAAAAGUAUGUCUAGAGGGCUAGAAGAUAUACCUUCUUAGACCUCAGUUAUAUUUGUCAGCAAAAUAUCAAAGAUCUUGUCAUUCUAUGAAUUUGUCUCGUGAAGUUUCCACUUAUACAGGGCUAACGAUCCAGUGCAACUUUAGUUGUUUCUUUGUACGAACAUUAUUCAGUCGAAUUUAAUAAUCAUGAAACGAAUAAAAAUUUUAAAUGAAUAUUAUACGAAUCUAGAUUAUAAUAAAAGCUACAGAGAAAAAGCAUUAAAAGAAAUACGCAAUCUAUCUCAGACUUUAAUCGCAGAAUUUAAUCAAAAUAUUAAUUUCUCAAAGAGAUUUCAAAUAUUGGUAAACAAAAUACAUGAGAAUUUCUUUCUUUUUGCAUCCGUUUGCAAACACAUAGAUGUAAUCCAAACUAUUUUAGAAUAUAUGACCAUUUACAUUAUGAGAUUUCAGCGUAACAUCACAGUUGAAAUGAGCCAGUUGAUUGAGCGAGAAAGUGGAUUCUACAUUCUAUUGGCUACACUCUUCUCUAUGUGUAGAGAACCUGCAAUACGAUCAUUUUUUUAUUCUAUCUUGCAAGAUAAUCCAAAGGAGGCUAAAAAUGUACGUGAAAAAGUGGAAUCUCAUAUAACAUUAUUAGAUGGUGAAAUGAUAAUUCUGGAGGAUUCAGACUUAUGUGCAGUUGUUAAAUGUUUGAUAAUAACAAUCAAUCUUAAUUUAUAUAAAAUAUGGGUACAAAAACGAGUGAAAGUGAAAUUUUUAUGGCUGACAAAGAAGUAUCAUUUAGAAAUAGGUAUACCUAUUUAUACCUUUCAAUCAUUGAAAGAUCUUCAGCCCUAUGUAUAUCCAAAGUAUACUACGAAGAUAAUAUCUAUAUGGUCGGAAGAUAUUGUUGCUGUGAAAAAUUUUGCAUUAUCUUUAAAUAGUCACAUAAUAUUCAUAAAUACAUAUAUGGAUUUUCGUGAUGGUAUCAUGUUCUUACCUUCGGAAAUAAUAAGCCACUCUAAACAUGAAACAUACUUGUCUAGUAUUCGUAAAGAAAAGGUACAUGAUGUAGAACCAAGUAUAUAUGAGUUCCGUUUGUCACAUACAGCUGAAAAGAAUGCUGGUACAAUUUACAAUCUAUUUUAUAAUGGUACAUGGCAAAAACCUAAAAAGCGCAUGUAUUGGGAGUAUAAUGGCAGUCUAUGGGCAAAUGCAUCAAAUGACGAUAUUCUAAGAUGUUAUGAGUCAGCCGAGAAAGGAUUCGAAACUUGGAGUACUAAACCUAUUAAAAUUAGAACACAAAUAUUAUCAAAGUUUGUGUCCACAUUAAAAGAUAAUGGCAAAAUUGGAUUGGCAGCUAUAAUAGAGAGAUUGUUAAAAUGCCCUUAUCUUUAUGAAAGUAUACAGGGAUUUCGUAAUACAAAGAUAGAAGUAAUAAAUACUCGUAUUCCAUUAGGUGUCAUCAUUCUUAGAGAGAAAAAUGAAAAUGUUUUCUUUUUACGAUUAAUACAAACUUUAAUUGCUGGCAAUUCUGUCAUUGUGAUGAGUUAUGACCCAAAUUUUUAUAAUUUUGCACCAUAUUGUGAUAUGUUUUCAACAUGUGGAAUACCUCCAGGUGUCAUAAAUUUGUUGUCACAUGAAAACACACAUUUUCUGGAAUUUAGAUUAUGCGUAGACAAAUAUGUAUACUAUGCCAAUAAGUAUUUUUUGAAAUGUUUCUCACUGGAAUCGUAUAUUUUACAAUAUAAACUGCUUACUGUACCAAAGCAAAUUAUAUUGCAUCUUGUAUAACUUUUACAAUAUUCGGCAUGUAAUGUUUGUAUUUAAUGUAUGCAUACAAUUAUAAACAUAUUGAUACAUUUA